CCAAGCCCCUACUAAGUACUAACAAUACCAAUUCUUUCCCUGCAAUCCCCAAUUUCUAAAUUAAAUUCUAAACCCUUCUAUUAAAUUCCAUAUAAACCCUAGAAUCUAUUCUUCACUCCACUUUUUAAUUUCUUUUUUGAUUCUGACUUUUUUUUUUUUUAAUUUUGAUUUUCUCACACUUCCAUCAGUUCUGAAUUUCUGAUCAUCAAUUCAUCAUCUUCUUACUCUUCCUUUAAAUGGUUUUCUUCUGAUACAGUUUUUUAUUCCCUACAUUAAUAAGGAAGAAAAAAGGAAUCCAAACUCCUCCUUUUCUUCUCUCUAACAUAAUUUUAGUUUUUAUCCUCUUGUAAUUUAGUCAUCAUUCUCCUUUUACCCUUUUUGAUUUUUCUGGGUAUUGUCUUGUUGCAAUUUUCAUGGCUGCCGUUGCACAAAAUGUGGUGAAUUCUGAUGAUCAGUUCACUAAGAAUUGUAACUCAACUACUCAGAAUUCCGAGACUGACACUCAGAGUUGUGAUUCCAAAUCCGAAUUUCACAAAAACAUUAACGAACUUGCUGAAAUUUUAUCCAAAUUGAAUCCUUGGGCUAAGGAGUUUAUCCCUUCUUCUUAUCGUUUGAAGAUUGAUCAGUCGGUGCAAAACGAUUUUUCUGCCUUUAGUAAGAAUUCGAGCAAUGACAAUUUUUCUAAUAAUCGAAGGAGGAGGAAUAGCUUUAAUCAAGGGAACAGACGAGUGAAUGGGAGAUCGUUUCGUGCACAGCGGGAAGAAAGCAUUAGGCGCACUGUAUAUGUCUCUGAUAUCGACCAUCAGGUUACCGAAGAGCGUUUAGCUGCUUUGUUUAGUAAUUGUGGACAGGUUGUUGACUGCCGAAUAUGUGGUGAUCCUCAUUCGGUUCUUCGUUUUGCUUUUGUUGAGUUUGCUGAUGAGCGGAGCGCUAGAGCAGCCUUGAGCCUAGGUGGGACAAUGCUGGGAUACUAUCCAGUCAAGGUCUUGCCUUCUAAAACUGCCAUUCUCCCUGUGAAUCCUACGUUUCUCCCAAGGUCUGAAGAUGAAAGAGAAAUGUGCGCAAGAACUGUUUACUGUACAAAUAUUGAUAAAAAGGUUUCUCAGUUGGAGGUAAAAAAUUUCUUUGAAAGUGCUUGUGGUGAGGUAUCCCGUCUUAGGCUUUUGGGGGACAAUGUGCAUUCAACUCGCAUUGCUUUUGUUGAAUUCACAAUGGCUGAAAGUGCUAUUAUGGCCUUGAACUGCAGUGGGAUGAUUUUAGGAACUCAACCUGUCAGGGUGAGUCCUUCAAAGACACCAGUGAGGCCACGACUCGCUCGGCCAGCAUCAAAUUGAGCUAACACCCAUGUCCACUUUUUGUGGAUUGUGACGAAAUUGUAGUUAAUUGAAUUGAGAAAAGACCACCUUGUUGAAGGGAUGGUGAACAAGUUUGAAUUCCUUUGAUACCUCUCUUGUUUCGUUGACAAUAGUCAUCCCGUCAUACGUAUAGGGCCCUGCUCUGCUUCACUUGAAGUUUUUAUUGAGCUUAAGCUUUUAAUUUCUUAACUCAUUGCUCUUUGGCUCUUCCGUAAACUUUGUCAAGUUGAAAUUCUCAAUCGCUCGUUAACUCGUGUAUUGUUUGGGGAGAGAAUUGUUAGGGUUUGGUGGGUCAGAAUUUGAUCCUGAAGCAUCCUCGAACGUGAGCAUACAGUUUAAAUGCAAUCCCUCGUGAGUUUGUUUAAGUCGCCCUCAAGCUUAGAGCAUCAAGUUUAAUCGCAAUCCCCCUUGAGUUUGGAUUAAGGUGUUGUGAUGGUUCUAAAAAAGUAUGAUGAUUGUUGUUCACUUUAGUUUCUCGCAUGAAUAAAGAAAUAUCAACCCUUGAGACUA
Molecule: messenger RNA, 1865 nt
Organism: Amaranthus tricolor (Joseph's coat)
Lineage: Eukaryota; Viridiplantae; Streptophyta; Magnoliopsida; Caryophyllales; Amaranthaceae
Product: polyadenylate-binding protein-interacting protein 9-like
Exons: 10
Coding region: 414-1334 (306 amino acids)
Molecular function (GO): RNA binding
Source: RefSeq, a predicted model, not a curated record